AUGUCAAUGUUUGAUGAUGAUAUCCUUUUGGGAUACACAAAGAAGAAUGAAGGGAGCAACAGCAACAAUGUACAACAACAUAACAAAGAUAAUAGUGUUGAUAUGUUCAUAAACAACUUUAAUAAUAAUAAUAAUAAUAAUAAUACAUUGAAUAGAACAACAUCUAUCAAUCAACAACCACAAUUACAUAAUACAAGUAGUGGUAGUCUCAACAACUAUAUCAACAACAACAACAAUAGCAAUAACAAUAGUAACAAUAAUAGUUACAGCUCUUUCAACAAUAUACCAACAUCAUAUGGAUCUUAUAAUAAUUCACCAAGACAGACGUUGACCCAACACCAACAGCAGGGUAGUGGGUCAAACAGUCUAAACAAUAGUUAUGGUUAUAGCAGUAGUUAUGAUCAACACCAACAACACCAACAACAACAACAACAAUCACAACAAAAGUUGAUCAACUUUGAUGACGACGAUGAGUUCUUUAAUGCAAUUAGAAGUAGCGAUGGAAAUAGAGCUGGCAGUAGUAGUGCAGCAGCUGCUUCUCAGUCUCCAUUAUCAGUGAGCACUGGCAAUGUGUCAUCACCAUUGUCAUCGUCGCCCAGAUCACAAUUGAAACAGAACCUAUACCACAGCUUCAUCGAGACCGACCCGUACAACCUAAAGAAUAUGGGCGAGCUGACGAGAAUCAAUGAGCACAACAACGAGGGCGACUCUUUCAAUCAUGUGGUCUCUGAGAAGGACACGCUGCAGGGCAUCUCACUGCGCUACAACUGCACCGUCGAGGAGCUCAAGCAAACAAACAAGCUAUUCUCCACGGCAAUCCACGACAGGUCGGUGCUAGUCAUACCAAAGAAGAAGAACCAAACCCCCCAACUAAAGGAGGACAUUUACAACAACAAGGACAUGGAGGAGACGAUGAGGAAGCGAGUAAUUGGUCGAUUCCUAAAGAUGACUGGAUGUAACGAUCAGGAGCAGGCCGUCUUUUACUUGGAGAAGCAUUCCUUUGACUUUUACAAGGCGAUGCACGAGUAUCAACGAGAGGGCAACAUCGAGGUGGAGGUCAAGAAGAGCACAGAGAUGGCCCGACCUGGCAGUGUGGCAAUGAACAUUCUCUCACAACAAGCCUCUCCAUUGCAAGCGGCCGCUCAUGGCACAUCACACAACUCCUCAUCACCAGCUGAAAUACUCAAGAACAGUGAUAUAUUGAUCAAUCAAUAUCGAGACAUGUAUUCGAGUCCAUCAAAGUUCAAUCCAAGUCCAAAUAAUAGAAGUACAGAUAGAUAUUAUUGA
Messenger RNA from Acytostelium subglobosum LB1, 1287 nucleotides. RefSeq lists its product as hypothetical. Bases 1 to 1287 code for a protein of 428 amino acids. The transcript has a single exon. The record is from RefSeq and is a predicted model, not a curated record. Lineage: Eukaryota; Evosea; Eumycetozoa; Acytosteliales; Acytosteliaceae.